AUGAGAAAUUUCGUAGGUCAACAAAAGAAUUUUCAAAAAAAUAACAAACAACAACAGAAGCCAAUUCCCAAUCAGCCGAUUUUUCAACGGCCAAAUGUUCAACAGCCAAUUGUUCAACAACCAUUUCUUCAACGGCCAAUUGUUCAACGGCCAAUUGUUCAACGGCCAAUUGUUCAACGGCCAAUUGUUCAACGGCCAAUUGUUCAACGACAAAUUGUCCAACAGCCAAUUGUCCAAAAGCCAAUUGUCCAACGGCAAAUUGUUCAACAACCAUUUCUUCAACGGCCAAUUGUUCAACGACAAAUUGUCCAACAGCCAAUUGUCCAAAAGCCAAUUAUCCAACGGCCAAUUUUUCAACGGCCAAUUGUUCAACAACCAUUUCUUCAACGGCCUAUUGUUCAACGACAAAUUGUCCAACAGCCAAUUGUCCAAAAGCCAAUUGUCCAACAGCCAAUUGUUAAACAACCAUUUUUUCAACGGCCAAUUGUUAAACAGCCAAUUUUUCAACAGCCAAUUGUUCAACGGCCAAUUGUUAAACAACCAUUUUUUCAAAAUAUAAAACCAGCCGUAAACCGGAACAAAAAUCAUCAUAUCCAACAAUGUAAUAGAGCAAAAAAUGCUGCUCAGCGACCUGUAGAACGUAAUGGUCAGAGAUUAAGAGUACGACGUAAUGCUGAAGGACAUAUAUUACUAAUGAAUGAUAAGGGACAAGUAGUACAACGACGUGAUGAUAAGGGACAUAUAAUACGACCUAAAAAGCAGCAACAUCCAAUACCUAAUUUUGUGCGUCCCUAA
Messenger RNA from Mucor mucedo, 795 nucleotides. RefSeq lists its product as uncharacterized. Bases 1 to 795 code for a protein of 264 amino acids. The record is from RefSeq and is a predicted model, not a curated record. The transcript is spliced from 3 exons. NCBI's taxonomy places the organism in Eukaryota, Fungi, Mucoromycota, Mucoromycetes, Mucorales, Mucoraceae.